AUGAAUAUCCGGAUAAUUGCAGCUCUUCUAAUCCUUUGGGCCAAAACAUUGGCACACCAGAGUCCAGGGCCAGGUCCUGAGUACGCAGAUGUGGUCUUUCUGGUGGACAGCUCCGACCGCCUGGGGAUUAAGUCCUUUCCAUUUGUGAGAACUUUCAUCAGCAAGAUGAUCAGCAGCCUCCCCAUAGAGGCCAACAAGUACCGCGUGGCCCUGGCGCAGUACAGCGACGCUCUCCACCUCGAGUUCCACCUGGACACCUUCAAGAGCAGGAGCCCCAUGCUGAACCACCUCAAGAAGAACCUGGGGUUCAUGGGCGGCUCCCUGAAGAUAGGACACGCCCUGCAGGAGGCUCACAGGACCUACUUCUCUGCUCCCACAAACGGGAGAGACAAGAAACAGUUCCCCCCGGUUUUGGUGGUCCUGGCUUCAGCCGAGUCUGAGGACGAUGUGGAAGAGGCCUCGAGGGCCCUGCGGGGAGGCGGGGUGAAGAUCAUCUCGGUGGGGGUGCAGAAGGCUUCUGAGGACAACCUGAAGGCCAUGGCCACAUCCGGGUUUCAUUUCAACCUCCGGACGGUCAGAGACCUCAGCACGUUCUCCUCCAACAUGACGCAGAUCAUCAGGGACGUGGUCAAGCACCGGGAGGCAGCAGCUGUGGCUGAUGCCAACGGAACAGAUGCCUUUCCCAUAUCCUGUCAGAAAGAUUCACUUGCCGACCUUGUGUUCCUGGUGGACCAGUCGGUUGGGACCACACAGAACUUAAGGGGCCUGCAGAAGUUCCUGGAGAACGUUACCAGCUCCAUAGACGUAAAGGACAAUUGCAUGCGCCUUGGACUGAUGAGCUACCGCAGCAGCCCCGAGGCUAUUUCUUUUCUGAAGUCAAGCACCAACCAGUUUGAGUUCCAGCAACAAAUCAGGAAGCUGUCCCUCAAGGCUGGGAAGUCCAAUGUUGGGGCUGCCAUUGAACAGAUGAGGAAAGAAGGUUUCUCGGAGUCUGGGGGUAGCAGAAGGGCAUAGGGCGUCCCUCAGAUUGCAGUGCUGGUCACCCACAGGCCGUCAGAUGAUGAGGUGCGUGAGGCGGCGCUAGACCUUCGCCUAGAGGGCGUAACCAUGUUUGCCAUGAGCAUCCGAGGGGCCAACAAUACACAGCUGGAAAACGUCGCCUCCUACCCUUCUGGAGAGACGAUUUCCACGUUCAACUCCUAUGGAGACUUGGAGCCUUACAGUAGGACCUUCCUGAAGAAGAUUCACAAUGAAAUAUGGACCCAGGUUUCCACUCGGGCUGAACAAAUAGAGCUUGACAAAACAGGCUGCGUGGAUACCAAGGAAGCCGACAUCUAUUUCCUCAUUGAUGGCUCAACCAGCAUCCAGAAAAAACAGUUUGCACAAAUCAAGUCAUUUAUGUCAUCAGUGAUAGACAUGUUUAGCAUUGGGCCUGACAAAGUCCGAGUUGGGGUGGUGCAGUAUUCACAUAAGAAUGCAGUGGAAUUUCCCCUCUCGUACUACAGUGACAUUAGCUUAAAGAAGGCGAUUUGGAACAUUAGGCAUUAUCUACAUUAUCUACACGGUAGCGCGUUCACCGGGGGAGCCCUGGAUUUCAUGCUGCCGAUGGUCAGGGAGGGCAGGAAGGAGAGGACAAGGGAAGGUCCCUGUCACCUCAUUGUGCUGACCGAUGGGAUGUCGAAGGACGGCGUUCUGGAACCCGCGGAGAGACUAAGGGCCGAGCAAGUCACCGUCCACGCGGUUGGCGUCGGAGAGGCUGACAAAACCCAACUGCGGCAGAUUGCUGGGGAGGACGACAGGGUGAGCUAUGGGCCAGAUUUUGACGCCCUGAAAAGCAUAAGAAAUGAGGUCGUUCGCAGUAUCUGCUCUGAAAAAGGGUGUAAAGACAUGAAGACUGACAUCAUGUUUCUGGUGGACAGUUCUGGCAGUAUAGGAUCUACAAAUUUUGAGACAAUGAAAACCUUCAUGAAAAACCUGUUGGCAAAGAUUCACAUUGGUGCAGAUAAAACACAAGUUGGUGUUGUUCAGUUCAGUGAUUAUAAUAAGGAAGAAUUCCAGCUUAAUAAAUACUUCACACUCAAAGAAGUUUCCGAUGCAAUAGACAGAAUGUCCCUCAUCGAAGGAACACUGACUGGAAGCGCCCUAACCUUUGUCAGUCAGUACUUCAACCCCGCCAAGGGGGGGCGUACUCGAGUCAGAAAGUUUCUCAUCCUCCUCACGGAUGGAGAAGCCCAGGACCAUGUCAGAGAUCCUGCUAAGGCUCUCAGGGACGAAGGUGUGACCAUCUUCUCCGUGGGAGUGUAUGGUGCCAACAGGACUGAGCUGGAGGAGAUCAGUGGGGACAGCAGCCUAGUUUUCCACGUGGAGAACUUUGAUCAUCUGAAGACAAUAGAGAGUAAACUUAUCUUUCACGUGUGUGCUCUGCAUGAUUGCAAGAGGAUCCAACUGUUAGACAUCGUGUUCGUGCUGGAUCACUCAGGAAGCAUAAAUUCACACCAGCAAGAAAGCAUGAUUAACCUCACCAUCCAUUUAGUGGAGAAAGCGGAUGUGGGCAGGGACCGAGUUCAGUUUGGAGCACUCAUAUACUCCGAUGACCCUGAGAUCCUUUUCUACCUUAACCCCAACAAAUCAACGAUCAUUGAGCAGCUGAGCAGGCGCAGGGACACGGCCGGGCGUACCUACACCGCCAAGGCCCUCAAGCGCUCCCACGACCUGUUCAGGGAAGAGCAUGGCAGCCGCCUGAAGCAAAACGUGAGACAGAUGAUGAUCGUCAUCACCGAUGGCGUAUCCCAUGACCGAAAUGAGCUCAAUGACACGGCCCAGAGACUCAGGGACAAAGGCAUCACCAUCUUUGCAGUGGGCGUGGGAAAUGCCAACCAAAAGGAACUGGAGGCCAUGGCGGGGAAUAAAGAAAAUACUAUUCAUGUAGAAAAUUUCGACAAAUUGAAAGAUACUUACCUGCCUCUCCAACAAAGUAUGUGUAUCAAUGCACAAGAGGUCUGUAACCUUCACGAAGCCGAUGUGAUUUUCCUUUGUGAUGGCUCUGACUUGGUGUCUGAUUCAGAGUUUGUUACCAUGACGACGUUCUUGUCAGACUUAAUUGAUAAUUUUGACAUUCAGUCCCAGAGAAUAAAAAUCGGGAUGGCUCAAUAUGGGAGCCGCUAUCAGGAAAUCAUUGAGUUGGAAAGCUCUCUGACUCACACCCAGUGGAAAUUGCAGAUUCAAGCUGUCACCAAGAGCAAUGGGUCCCCGCGGCUUGACUUUGCCCUUAAACAUGUGGGCGAUAUGUUUCAUCCAUCUGCUGGUGGGAGAAGAAAUGCUGGCGUCCCUCAGACUUUGGUUGUUAUCACAUCUGGGUUCCCCCGCUACAAUGUAGCAGAUGCAGUAAAAACCUUGAAAAACCUUGGAAUUUGUGUCCUGGUUUUGGGCAUAGGGAAUGUUCAUAAGGAACAGCUUCUGCCAAUAACAGGCAAUUCUGAAAAAAUAAUCACUUUUCAAGACUUUAAUAAACUAAAGAAUGUGGAUGUGAAAAAAAGAAUGGUCCGUGAGAUUUGCCAGAGCUGCGGCAAAAUCAAUUGCUUUGUGGACAUAGUGGUUGGGUUUGACUUUUCCACUCACCAUCAAGGGCAGCCACUGUUCCAGGGCCACCCCCAUCUGGAAUCACACCUCCCAAGAAUCCUAGAGGACAUCACCUCUGUCAGAGGGGUGAGCUGCGGGGCUGGUGCCGAGACCCAGGUGAGCCUGGCCUUUCAGGUGAACGACCACCAAGGAUUCCCCGCCAAGUUCCAAAUCUAUCAGAAAGCGAUAUUCUACAGCCUGCGGCAAGUCGCCGUCCGUGGGCCAACUCAUCUGAACGCACAGUUCUUGCAGUCUUGGGACACGUUGGAAGAGAAAUCUGCAUCCAGAGGACAGGUGCUGCUAAUCUUUUCAGACGGACUCCAGGGUGAAAGCAUCACAAUGCUGGAGGAUGAGUCGGACAGGCUCAGAGAAGCAAGACUUGACGCUCUGCUGGUGGUGUCCCUUAACACAGUUGAUCAUGAUGAGUUUUACAGCUUUGAAUUUGGGAAAGGAUUUGAUUAUAGGACUCAUCUGACCAUUGGAAUGACAGACCUGGGCAGUAAGCUAUCACAGUACCUGGGAAACGUCGCAGAGAGGACUUGUUGCUGUACGUUUUGCAAAUGUGCAGGAGUCCCAGGGCCUCAUGGGACCCGAGGACUGCAAGCCUCAAAGGGCUCUUCAGGUCUGAGAGGCAGCAGAGGACACAGGGGUGAGGAUGGAGAUCCUGGAAGACGAGGAGAAGCUGGACCUCAAGGUGACAGAGGGAUUGCAGGAUGUCCGGGGGAGCCAGGUCACAAGGGAGCUAAAGGACUUUCUGGAUCUAAGGGAGAACAUGGAGACGAUGGGAUUGAUGGACUCGACGGAGAAGAUGGAUCUCAUGGAUUUCCUGGGAGAAAGGGAGAAAAAGGUGAUCCUGGAUAACAGGGCAGCCCAGGUUCCAGAGGUGCCCCUGGGGGAUAUGGAGAGAAGGGCUUCCCAGGAGAUCCUGGUAAUCCGGGGCAAAACAGUCACGUCAAAGGACAAAAGGGCUCCAAAGGGGAACAAGGAAGACAGGGCAGAGCUGGAUAUCAAGGGAUGCAGGGCAGGCCUAGCUCCGGAGGAAGAAGGGGAAUGGGAGGCCGAAGGGGGACCCAAGGUCCCUCCGGAGAACCAGGAGGCCCUGGACCUCAAGGUGUACAGGGAGCCGAAGGACUGCAAGGUCGACAGGGGUUGAAUGGAAAUCCUGGCAGGAGAGGAGAAAAAGGAAGUGAGGGGCACAAGGGACCUCAGGGUUCUCCUGGGCCAGCAGGACCUAAAGGGAGCACUGGAAGACCUGGAUUUGUGGGGAGGAAGGGGGAACCUGGAGUUUUUGGAGUCCCAGGGCCAGUGGGGCCCCCUGGACAGCGAGGGAAACAGGGCGAUUAUGGCCUCCCAGGCUAUGGUCAUGUGGGACAAAAAGGAGUAAAGGGCUUCCAAGGAUUCCCUGGAGAUAUGGGGCUGAAGGGUGAUGUUGGUGAUCCUGGAAUUCCUGGAAGGCCUGGACCCAAAGGAUUUAGGGGACUGACACUCACUGUAGGCUUGAAUGGUGAAAGGAGACCUCCUGGAUCACAAGGCCCUCCAGGACGGAGAGGUCCUAAAGGCUCAGCAGGACAGCCCGUCUAUUCUCCCUGUGAUUUGAUGCAGCUCAUGCGGGAUCAUAGCUCUUGUUGUAAAGCAAAGUGUCCAGUGUAUCCAACAGAGCUGGUAUUUGCCCUGGAUCAGUCUUCUGGUGCCACUGAACACCGAUUUAAUGAAACAAGGGACGUCAUCACUUCUAUUGUCAGUGACCUCAACAUCAGGGAACACAACUGUCCCAUGGGAGCAAGAGUUGUUGUGGUGUCCUAUGACACGGCCACCAACUACCUCAUUCGUUCGUCUGACCAUCAGAGCAAGAAACAACUCCUGAAGCUUCUUUCACAAAUAGAAUAUCGAGUCCCUGCACUCCGGGACACCGGCGAGGCAAUGAGAUUCGUGGCCCGCAGUGUUUUCAAACGGACAUCUGCGGGAGCCAACGUGAGAAGAGUCGAGGUGUUUUUUAGCAACGGUCAGCCAGCCAGCAGAUCGUCCAUCCUUACGGCCACCAUGGAGUUUAGUGCCCUGGCCAUCAUCCCUGCCGUCUUUGCUUUUAAUGAGAGAGGUUUCUUCGAGGAGGCUUUUGGGUUUGACAACACUGGAGCAUUUCAAGUGAUUCCUGUCCCUCCAAAUGGGGACUAUGAACCUAUAGAAAGAAUUCAGCGAUGUACACUGUGCUAUGAUAAAUGUCUUCCAAAUACUUGCGCCCAUGAGAUUUUAUUACCUGAAAAUUCAUACAUGGAUGUAGCCUUUCUCCUAGACAAUUCUCAAGAUGUAGCAAAUGAUGACUUCGAGGCCAUGAAAACCUUAGUGAGCACAGCGAUUGACCACUUCAGCAUCACUUCUGACCCUUCAGGCUCCGACUCAGGAGACAGGAUAGCCUUACUGAGCUACUCGCCUUGGGAGGGUUCUAGAAGCAAGAAGGGCACAGUAAAGACAGAGUUCGGGUUGACGACUUAUGACAACCAAGCCGUAAUGAAGAACCACAUCCUGACUUCCCUCCAACAGCUAAACGCAGAGGCCACUGUUGGCCAUGCCCUGCAAUGGGCCAUGGAAAGUCUCUUCCCCAGAGCCCCCAACCUAAGGAAACACAGAGUCACUUUUGUGAUCACGGCUGGAGAAAAUCGUGAGAGGGUAGGAUUUGUGAAGAAGAUGGCUUUGAGAGCCAAGUGUCAAGGCUAUGUCAUCUUUGUGAUUUCUCUGGGCUCCCUGCACAAGGAUGAGAUGGAGGAGGUAGCCAGCUACCCACCUGAUCACCAUCUGGUACAGCUUGGCAGAGUGCAUGAACCAGAUCUGAAUUAUAUCGUGAAGUUUCUAAAACCGUUUGUGUAUGCAGUCAGAUGUGGAUUCAAUCAGUACCCACCACCGAUGCUGGAGAACGCCUGCAGGCUCAUCAAUUUGAAAGGAGAGGAUGAAGAGAAUGGGGGUCUUCAACUGACUGCUGAGCUACAUGAAGCUUCUGCAAGCAAGAGCAGUCACAUUCAGGAGCUAAGUGCAGGGAAAGGCUCAUCUUUUGUGCUCGAGGCUAGUAGAGACAACCAUCUGGUUUACAUUCCAAGCCAGCCGCUGGAGCCUCAUCAAUUAGUGAAUCACUAUGAAAAGAGUCGGAUGCCCUCAGCAACUCCAAGGCCCACUUCCGGACAUCAAAGUCAUGGUGGAGGAGAAGAAUCAGGUCUUAAUGAUAAGCCUGGAGAUGCGUUUCUUCAAGACUAUUACAUGGAUGCAGUUUUCCUCAUAGAUGCUUCCCAAAGAGUAGGAGUUGAUGAAUUUAAGGAGGUGAAAGCAUUUCUAAGCUCAGUACUUGAUUACUUUCACAUCACCCCCAACCCGCUGACCUCUGUCUUAGGAGACAGAGUGGCCGUCGUUACGUACUCUCCUCCAGGCUAUCAGCCCGACACUGAAGAAUGUCCGGCCUACUUAGAAUUUGAUUUACUCACUUACAACAGUCGACACCAAAUGAAGCAUCAUCUCCAAGACUCUCUUCAACAGCUCAGUGGAGAUGUUUUUAUUGGUCAUGCCCUCCAGUGGACAAUUGACAAUGUCUUUGUGGGAAUGCCCAAUCUAAGGAAAAACAAAGUUAUCUUUGUGAUAUCUGCUGGUGAGACCAACCCUUUAGACCGAGAAGUCUUAAGGAAUGUGUCUCUGAGAGCCAAGUGUCAAGGUUACUCUAUAUUUGUAUUUUCCUUUGGUCCCAUACACAAUGACAGGGAGUUAGAAGAAUUAGCCAGUGACCCCCUGGACCAUCACUUAGUCCAGCUUGGGCGAACACACAAGCCAGAUUGGAACUACAUCGUCAAGUUCAUCAAGCCAUUUGUCCAUUCAAUCAGGCGUGCUAUCAACAAAUAUCCCAACCAAGACCUGAGAGCCAAGUGUGAUAACACCACCUUCCCCAGCCCUCAGAACUCUGGCGUGGAUGACACUGUGCUGCUUAUUCCCGAGGUAUAUGAAGUAGAGACAGAAACCAGUGAGCUGUCUGGAGACUUGGGUUCCCAGGAACGGCAUCUCUCUGUACUAGAGAACAGCCACAGUAAUGAGUCCACAGCUGAUUCGAUCCACCACUUAUAUUUUCUCUUUCCCUCUGGGGAGCUGAUGGUGAAUGACGGUGACGAGUCGCAUUCUGGAGAAACUGCAGUCCCAGUCAAUGACAAACAAGAUGGUGAGGACAUAAGAUGAUCCUAACCAAAAAGAAGAUGGCCUUCAUUGGCAUGGGUAAUGCCAUGCAGUUCUAACCAAAGAGUGGAAAUCAUUUGUUGCAAGUGGCAAACAGCAGGAAUAUUUAGUGCCCAC
Molecule: messenger RNA, 7935 nt
Organism: Jaculus jaculus (lesser Egyptian jerboa)
Lineage: Eukaryota; Metazoa; Chordata; Mammalia; Rodentia; Dipodidae
Gene: Col6a5
Product: collagen type VI alpha 5 chain
Biological process (GO): extracellular matrix organization
Molecular function (GO): extracellular matrix structural constituent conferring tensile strength
Source: RefSeq, a predicted model, not a curated record